AUGGAUUUCUACCUCCGUUGCAACUCUCUAAAGUGCCGAGAACAACUGAAGGACAGGGCAGUCGUCACCACCUGUUCACACAUCUUCUGUCUACACUGUGCAGGAAGCCUUGGUCUAUCGCAUCCCACGGCAAAUGAGCGAACCUGCCCAGCCUGUCAGACUGUUCUCGUGAACCCCGACGACGCGGUAGCAACGGCCCUCAACCCAACGGAAGACUACAAGACCAGUGUUCUAAGCGGACUUGACCCGAAUACAAUCAUAGAGUGCGCCGGACGGGCGUUGCUCUUUUGGACAUACCAGACUACACAGGAAAUCUUCUACCAGGAGUACCUUGCAAAGACACUGACAGAGAAGUACACCAAUCUGAAUACACAAAUGGACAAGGUCAUACACAACGCGAACUCGGAGAUAUCGGCCCUACAAGCGAGAAUAUCAGCAGAUAUGCAGACAGCACAGGACCAACUUCGUAAGAAGAACCAGGAGCUAGUCGACAUGUAUCGAGAUAAGUGCAAGAAAUUCACACAAAUGACAAACUUAUACAACAUACUCAAAUCCCGAGCGAUGCGAUCCCAAAUGCAGACCGCUGCAACAGAUACUGUAUCCCAAGCGCUGGAUUCGCUAACAGCCUCUCGAAACAAUCUAUCUGAACUUGAACCCAAACACACAGAGACAUCGAGACCGCCACAAACCCCAUUGUCUAGGCAAUCCAACGUAUAUCCCGUCAACCAGGAAGGCGUGGAACAACUGCAUCGUCAUCAACGGAGCGGAACUGGAAGUUCAAAAGGUCGCAAAGAGAGGACUGAUGUCGCUGCAAUGCCACCGCCUAGCCGUCCGACAGACAUUCGGAGCAAACACAAUCAGCCUGCCGCAACACCACAACAUCGAACCCGUCUCGUGGGUCCUUCACGUCCUUCAACGGGAAGAACGCAGCUCCCUCACGACCGUAUAAUGCUAGAGCGAUUUCAAGCCGAGGCUGGCCCAGCUAAUGCUCUCCUAGAAACACGAGGUACAAUGAGAGGAACGGAUGUCGGCAUGCAACUUCCUAGCCAGAGACGAAGCCCCACAGAACGUCCUGGACUGGGCUCUUUCUUUGACAGUACGAUCAUAUAG
Molecule: messenger RNA, 1110 nt
Organism: Aspergillus costaricaensis CBS 115574
Lineage: Eukaryota; Fungi; Ascomycota; Eurotiomycetes; Eurotiales; Aspergillaceae
Exons: 5
Coding region: 1-1110 (369 amino acids)
Biological process (GO): reciprocal meiotic recombination
Cellular component (GO): synaptonemal complex
Molecular function (GO): ubiquitin protein ligase activity
Source: RefSeq, a predicted model, not a curated record